Molecule: messenger RNA, 1427 nt
Organism: Pocillopora verrucosa
Lineage: Eukaryota; Metazoa; Cnidaria; Anthozoa; Scleractinia; Pocilloporidae
Product: homeobox protein Hox-B5
Biological process (GO): regulation of transcription by RNA polymerase II; anterior/posterior pattern specification
Cellular component (GO): nucleus
Molecular function (GO): RNA polymerase II cis-regulatory region sequence-specific DNA binding; DNA-binding transcription factor activity, RNA polymerase II-specific
Source: RefSeq, a predicted model, not a curated record
UACAGCACUAAAUUAUGACCACAGCGAGAGCGAAUAUUGCUCUCGCCAGACUGGUGCCCUAGUCAUUUCUACUUUGAGUUACUCGUUUGAGCACAACGGCGCGAGCGUACUAUGGACUGCUUUUACCAAGCAAAUCAGAGAGUUCGACCACCUCCUUACUUCAACACUUCACCGGUUAUGUAUGGAUAUGGUGUUCCUUCUUACUAUUCCCCGCCGUUUUUCCCGCUAAAUCGUAACUCUCAGGUCCACAGGCCGCCGGUAAUAUCUGCAAGCCCUCCUCUAAGCAUUCCAAACCCAAUGACAAACUCAGAAAGCAGUACCAGUCCUGUUUCGGUCGGCUCUCAAACUCCUCCAGAAUCACCCAGCGAAACUUCUACAGACACGCACGAAUCCACUGAACAUAACGAUGAUGUUUGCCAAUCAGCCAAAGAUGCCAGCGAAUCAGAAGACAAAACAGACGGUGAAGACGAGAGAGAUGUACCAUGGCAUUAUAAACAACCUUUCAAGCAUCGCCGACGAGUGGCUUACAAGAGAAACCAAAUUCUGGAAUUAGAAAAAGAAUUUCACUUCACGAGGUAUCUUACGAAAGAGAGACGUUCAGAAAUGGCCACGAUGUUGCAGCUCUCUGAACGACAAAUCAAAAUUUGGUUCCAAAAUCGGCGUAUGAAAUGGAAAAAGGACAACAAACCCGUGAUUCCCACAAGUAGAGGAAUGCGGCGAGGAUGUACAAGAUAGGCGAGAUACACCCGUUCAGAGAUAAUCAAUUAUAAUUUGUUGUAAUCCUCUUUUUAGCAGACUUGAAGGUGUAUAAAAAUUUUCUCUUCCUUUGCGUCGGACGAAUGGAGCGUUAGACAGCCAUCGAAGUGUUACAAAUUACGGCGAAAGGUUUAUUCCGCUACAUUUGCAAUUUGAACUCUUUCUUUGUCUGCGCAUAACAUAACCUCGACUUUCGUCACAAGUUCUUUACGAUCAAACAAGCACUGAAAGAUUGUGAAGUUGUAAAUAAUUGUAAAACAUGAAAACUCGUUCAGGAAUUGAGUCAGACAGCAACGGGUUACAAAUGAGGUGUUAAGCCGAUUCGUCUAAACAGAGACACGAAGGCACUUCCACUGCGUCACUUUGAACGUUUUGUUUCUCGCCAACGAACUUCUCCACUUUACGAAUCUUCAAAGAAUAUUCAGCCUAGUUUACGCUUCUUACUUACUUGUUUUUAUCUUUACUCAAUAUCAAUCUCGUUCGUCGUUUUAUCGAAUGCCGCUGUGCGAGGCGGCAUUUUAGUCAAAGAAAUUUGUGUUAAAUUUCUUAUGCACUUCUCUUUAGUAGGAUUAAAAUCUCCGGUGGUUAAAAACGCUGUUCAAACGCAAAACUCCAUUUAUCGAGAUUUCUUUCACUUGUAAGUAUAUAUUUAAAAGGUUUUGUGAAAAAGC